CAUGUGGAGCUGAAAGCCCCAGGCUGUGAUGCAGCCCCCUGGGAUGAAGUGAGUGGGUGCUAUGCUCCUGAGCUGUGUGAGGGAGGGGCUGCUGCAGGCUCUGUGUGGGUGGGCAUUGUGACAUCGGCAGGCCGUGUGGCCUGGAAGCCCUUCAAGGUUUAGCUAAAGGCAGGCGGCCACGGACUCCAUGCUGGCAGGACAUGACCAAGGAGGGGAAGGGCUCCGAGCAGCUUCCCGAAGCAAUAUGCAUCGCAGGGCCCGGGAGCAAGGUCGCCAAGGACCUCCAGGUCCUGGUGAAGAAGGUGGCGGGCCAGCCUGAGGUCCUGCUCAUUGGGGAGACGCUGGAAGGCAAGGACAUCCACGGGAUGAUGGACACCUUCGUCAAGGACCUCUUUACCACCAACUGCUUCCCCAUCCACCCCGGAGAUUCCCUGAAGGAGCCCUUGGCUGCCACCACCUGCAAUAUCGGGGGCACGCCAUGUCAGCUGAUCUUCUUCCUCUGCCGGGCUUCCUGCCUCCAGGGAAAGCAGAAGGAGCUCCGCAGGGUCAUCAAGGAGGUGAAGAAGUUUGUUGAGAAGUCCCCCUGUGCCCUGGUGGGCAUCGUCAUGGACCCCAAGACUUCGGAGGCGGAGGCCGCCCGCGACCAGCUGCUGCGCAUGCUCCGGGGCGCCUUCCCCAAGGGGUCUGCACAGAAGCAGAGCAAGGCUGGAAAGGCUGCGGAGGAGGUCAAGAACGGCCCGAUGGAGCUGGAGGAUGUGGAAGUGGAAGCGGAGAUCUACACCCCAGGCCACCCGCGGGGGAACCUGGCCAUCGUGAAGGCAGCUUGCAGGGCUUCUGAAGCCCUGAUCAAAUCCAAAGGUGUGAGGCUCCUGGUUCUGGCACAGGGGUCAUAUAAGGCAGCAGGGGCUCCCCCAAGGUUGAUUGGUGGCGCCCUCUAG
This is a messenger RNA of Podarcis muralis (Common wall lizard), 938 nucleotides long. RefSeq lists its product as uncharacterized. NCBI's taxonomy places the organism in Eukaryota, Metazoa, Chordata, Lepidosauria, Squamata, Lacertidae. The record is from RefSeq and is a predicted model, not a curated record.